CAUUAUGACAUUUUAAAGGAUAAACAAGAUUUUUUUCGUUUUAUCAUUGUUAAUUUGUUAUAGCGACUGUUUAGAAAUUAAAGUACUUAAUUCGAAAUUGCUAGUGCUGAAGUAAAUAAUGUAAUAUAAUUUAAUUACCAUCAUACUCAACAGUUACUAUCAAAAAUAAGUUAUAAAAGUUUUAAUGUCUUACGGUAUGUGUCGAGAGUGAGCGCGGCGAUGUUGCCGCUCCGUCUGCGACGUGUGAGCGGCCACGAGGGUCGUGCUAACGACAUCCUCUUCAUGCCCGCUAUGAGGCCAUUACAAUCUCCGGAGACACUCGUCUUUUUUGGGGGUGAUGUUCAGGAUUAUCCGGAAGUGAUGCAAGCUCACCGAGAUAAUAGAAACUACUUAAAAUGGAACCUGGAGAACACAGCGCGCCUGCUCUCAACCAACUACCCCACCAAACACAUAGUGGUCGUAAGACCAGCCAGGAUAGAGUACAAAAGCUUCAGCUGCUACGAUAACUUCGUUCCCAGCAACAACGCGGGCGUGCCCGACCACACGCCCACACACAGCGCGCUCCAUCACCUUGAAAGAUUACUCCAAGGUGUAACAAACAGGUUGAAGACUUUCCCAACUCCUGAACUGUUGGAAGCAGUUUCUUCAGUAUCAUUGCCCGAAGAAAUAGAUAUAGAAGAGUUACAUAAUGUUCUCAAUAAUCAGUUCUAUUGUAUUUUUUUUUUGUUUUUCAGAGAAUCAGACCCGCUGUGGUGGCGAGAAAACCUGGCCUUGGAUGAGAGUAACCUCACUUUGGUGGGGUUCAGCAAAGGAUGCGUUGUUCUGAAUCAGCUCAUCUACGAGUUUCAUUACACUAAGACUCUGACACCCGGUGACGCUCACAUGAUGAGGUUUAUAGCGCGGGUUCAGAGCAUGGUGUGGCUAGAUGGUGGCCACGCGGGCGGCAAGAACACUUGGAUUACGUCGCGCAGCCUACUGGAGACUCUUACUCGCCUAGAUGUGAACGUGUUUAUCCACGUGAGCCCAUAUCAAGUGCAAGACGAAAGCCGGCCCUGGAUAGGUCGAGAGGAGAAGACCUUCACCGGGCUGCUGAAGAAGUUAGGAGCAAAGGUGAGCCGGUACCUCCACUCGCAGCCCGGGGCUCCGCAGUCCCUCCACAUGCACUUCGAGGUGCUGGGCGGCUUCAAGGGCCUGCAGGACUCCUGCCCCGCAGCCCUGCCCGACGCCUCCGAUGAGGACGCCUAGCUCACACCCACCUAGGCAACCUACCCAGCAGAUG
This is a messenger RNA of Melitaea cinxia (Glanville fritillary), 1279 nucleotides long. Its product is annotated as mitochondrial protein C2orf69 homolog. The coding region runs from base 220 to 1245 and encodes 341 amino acids. NCBI's taxonomy places the organism in Eukaryota, Metazoa, Arthropoda, Insecta, Lepidoptera, Nymphalidae. Gene Ontology annotation, cellular component: mitochondrion. The record is from RefSeq and is a predicted model, not a curated record. The transcript has 9 exons.